This is a messenger RNA of Phaedon cochleariae (mustard beetle), 3439 nucleotides long. NCBI's taxonomy places the organism in Eukaryota, Metazoa, Arthropoda, Insecta, Coleoptera, Chrysomelidae. The record is from the annotation of a GenBank genome assembly.
CUUUACCAGUUUACCAUUUACCAUUUGGCACUUCCCAGUGAUACCGUUACCUUACCACAUGACACAUCUGACACAAUGACCACACGUGUGACCACUGUGACCACACCACAUGUUCCUUUCUGUCGUUAGUGACAGGGUUGUUGGCGUUGGCAUUUUUGAAUAUAAUUUUGCAGAUGCUGAAAAAUUUUAUUGAUAAGUAAUAACUAUUCUAACCUCAACUUAAAUAACGACGCAAAUUUCGUCAUAAAGUAAUAUGGUUGCAUUUUGCCCGUUCUGCUCUAAUUUAUUAUUUGUUGAAGAAAAUACAAUUGGUAGACUACAGUUCACUUGCAAUGUGUGCCCAGUUUUCUUUCCAGUGAAAAGACUGAUUACUUACAGGAAUUAUUAUAAACUGAAGGAAAUUGAUGAUGUAUUAGGUGGAGAAGAGGCCUGGAAAAACGUUGAUUCUACAGAAGCUCGUUGUCCUAAGUGUAGCCACGAUAAAGCAUACUUCAUGCAAAUACAAACAAGAUCUGCAGAUGAACCUAUGACUACUUUUUACCGUUGCUGUAACCCAGAAUGCAACCAUAAUUGGCGUGACUAGCAUUUUUAGAUGUUCUUCAUUAAGACUGUCCUAUCAUUAUUCACACAUAAAUUUUCAAUGAUAGCAAAUACUGCUGUUCUUUCUAUGGCUGCUCACAUCUCUAUAAAAAAUGCAACUGCUGAAAAGUUAGCUAUUGAGUUUCUCAAGAGAGGUUCUGUUAUUGCUGUACCAACUGAUACUGUAUAUGGUCUGGCAUGUGAUGCCACAAAUGUAUCAGCCAUUGGUAAACUAUAUAGUAUCAAGUGUCGAAAUGAAAACAAACCACUAGCAAUUUGUUUGAGCAAAGUUAGUGACAUCAAAGCUUGGGCAAAUGUGCAUCAUCUUCCUCAAAACAUACUGACAGCUCUAUUGCCAGGACCAGUCACAAUAAUUCUUCAAUCAACCAAUAAUUGUUUGGACAAAUCAUUAGUUUCCAAAGGAAAAGUUGGAAUUAGGAUUCCUCAUCACAACUUCAUAAGGAAUUUGGCCUGUGGACUUGGACAGCCAUUAACUCUCACUAGUGCUAAUUUGAGUAAUGAACCUAGUGCAGUGGAAGUUUCAGAGUUCUGUUCAAUUUGGGAAAAACUGCCUGCUAUUUUUGAUGGAGGGAAACUGAAAUCAAGUAAUAGUGCAUCUACUGUUGUGGACUUAUCUGAAACUGGGACAUUUCAUGUGGUCAGGGAAGGAGUAGCUUGUAAAGACACUAUUGAUAUCCUCAAACAUUUUGGUCUCAAAGAUAAAUAUUGUGAUAUAUGAACAUGAAUAAGUUUUUGAAAAGUGUGCGCUCAGUGGCUAGUAACAAAGAUGACAUUAUUAAACAGGCCUUAACAUCCCAGCUAUCUAACAGUGUGAAAGAAAUUCAGUAUGCUGGUAUUGAUGACAACAGACCUUCCAAUACUAAUGAUAUUGUAGAAGCCUCUAAUACAUUGUGCAAUGUGUUGGAAGCAAUAUUCCUGCAUGGUCUCAGAGACACAUUGACCCAUAGAUUCAAGAGAGCUCUUGCUGAUCUUGAUGAGCAGCCAGAACCAAGUUUUUGGCCCCCAUUGCUGGUUAUAUCACAUCGUCAAAUAAUUGACCAAAUAACAGAUUUAUCCCAAAUAACAAGUGAAGUGGGACAAUGCAGAGCUUGGAUUCGUCUAGCACUCAACGACUGCCUCCUAUCUUCUUACCUCAUGACCAUGAGACUCGACUCUUCAGCCUUGAAAUCUUACUACAAAGUGGACGCUUAUAUAAGAGACAGUGAACUAUUAGAUGUAGCUCAGCGUUUGAUAGAAGGUGUAGAAGCAUUCAAAACAUUCACUCUCCCAUUCAAUUCUAGUUUGCUCAACUCUUGGCCUUUGCCAAGUUUGAUUCUCGCUGGAAUUUGGUCCCCCACUCUGAAAACAGCCCCUGUAGCUCCCUGUGAUGAUGUAGCUUUAGGUAUUACUGAAGCAACAAUAGUGCAGAACAUUAUCGAAGGUAGUUCAGAGACUGCAUCUCUCAGUUCUGCUAUGUCAAUAACUUCUCAAGGGUCGGGAUUGCGACAAUUCGUAACUCUAACAGAAGAUGAAGUUUUAAAGAUAAUUUUAGACAAAGACAAACAGAAAGUCACUGAUAACAAAUUGAACAUUGUGGAUGAUUACAAGCCUUCCAUAAGUUCUGAUCAAGAAAGAAGCUCUGACUCUGACAAUGCCGGUUUCAAUAUAGGUAAUUCUUUGAACAAAAGAUCGGGUUGGUCAUUUGAUGAAACUGAAGUAGCUGAUGAGAAGGAGAAGAAAGAAACCAAUAGGGCAGAGAAAAUAGAGGUGGUAGGAGAGUCUAAAUCUAUGGAGGCCAGCUAUAAUGCCUUGAUCGAAAGUUAUAAUAUGCUUAGCGGGGGUUUUAUUAGGACACCCGAUAUCAGGGAGGUCUGGCAAAAAUUUGAAGAUGAGAGGAAUUAUGUUUCUGCAAAUUCAAGCACAGUUGGACAAAGCGAAACACAUACAAUUAUCUCAAGUGUGCAUUUAGCUAAAUCGGAAACAACUGCCUUAGCUGUUCAAAUUGGAAGGAUCGCUAGAGAAAAGGGCCUGGAUAAUCAAAACUAUGAAUGUGCGGACUGCAAGUGUAUUUUAGCAAUCACUAAUAAAUCAACGGUAUGUGCUUUCACUGGUGAAUAUUUUUGUGAUAACUGUAUGAGCAGUGAAUCAGUUCAAAUUCCUGCUAGGAUUGUACAUAACUGGGACUUCAAGACAUAUCCGAUAUCUCGAAAGGGAAAGAAAUAUAUAGAGGAAGUUAAGGAUCAUCCAAUACUUGAUUUUAAGGUUCUUAACCCAUUCAUAUACAGUGUGGUUGGAGAAAUGGCACACUUGCAGAUAUUGAGAAAUCAGCUGAAUUUUUUAAGAGCAUAUCUGUUCACUUGUCGUGAACCUGUCAUAGAAGAACUACAAAAGCAGAUGUGGCCUAGGGAAUAUAUGUAUGAGCAUAUACAUCAAUAUUCUAUAUUGGAUCUAUCUGACAUUAGGAAUGGUUUUCUAGCUCAACAACUGCAAAAAGUUGUUGAUUUUGGGAAAGAGCAUGUUCAUAGUUGUUGGCUUUGUAACCAAAAGGGAUUCUUUUGUGAAGUGUGCAACAAACCAAAGGCCUUAUUUCCAUUUGAUAUUGAUGACAUAUACCGUUGUGAUAUUUGCAAUGCUGUGUAUCAUAAAACUUGCUUAAAUUCAUCAAGACCUUGUCCAAAAUGCGAUAGAUUAAAAAAGAGAGAGGAGCAGCCUCUGCUAGGAAUUGUUACAGAUGAUUAGUUCUUUUUUUAAUACCUAAUUCAUAAUAAUUUGUUGGUUAUGAAUAGUUUGAUAUAUUGAAUUACAUAAAAAUUUUGUUGAACAUUUGAUGUGCUUUCCAGAUAAAUAUUAAUGAAUAUUC